AUGGCAUCAUCGGCGAUGGCGGAAGACACGAACUUCGAGGAUGAUCAACUCUCGAGCAUGACGACGGAGGACAUAGUAAGGGCAUCCCGACUCCUUGACAAUGAGAUACGGAUCCUCAAGGUAGGCAAAGGAAAACCCUAGCUAUUUCUUCUGAUAAAAGAAAACAACCGGCAGAAAAUUUUCCAGGGCGGCUUUCUUGUUUCGCUCCAUGUCCCCGAUGUUGGAUUUUUAGUGUUAUUUUCCCAGUCUUUUUUUGUAUAUCUCCGAUGCUUUCGACGUUGAUGGCGAUCCACGAUGUUUGCCUCAGGAAGAGCUGCAGAGAACCAACCUAGACCUGGAAAAUUACAAGGAUAAGACAAAGGAGAACAUGGAAAAGAUCAAGCUAAACAAACAGCUGCCCUACCUAGUUGGCAACAUUGUCGAGGUUACGUAUCAUGCUCAACCUUGGGGAAUUCCUCUUUAAAUGUGUUCAUGGAUGAAAUUGAUGGUUUCUCCAUCAAAAUUAUAAUUAGCGGAGGACUUAUCUCCGCAUAGUCUUAGUCAUUGGGGUUCCUUGGCUCUGUAUCCUCAAUAUGAAUGCAGUCAGGCAGUUAAUUCGUUUCUUUCUAAUUUUUCACAAUAAACAUCAACAAUAGUUAUCACACCCUGAAAGACAAAUAUCGUCAUCUUAAAUUUAUUUUGCUCUCAAUUCUAUUAUAGCCCAUUCUAAGAUAUUUAAUCAAUUGCGGAUUAUUAGUUGCGAAUAUCCUCAUAAUAAAUUUAUUGUUCUCUUUUAGAUUCUGUCUUCGCUUGCCUAGUUUAUUCUUACGUCUUUAUCUGCUCGUAAAACUCUCUGUUUAUCCCUCUCUCUCUCUCUCUCUCUCUCUCUCCAUUGGGAAGUAACAUGCAUUUGCUCGGCCAUUGUCAAGAACUAAUGACGUUUUCACGAAAUUUUCAGGCAUUUAGUCACCUUAACGAAGCGUUUUUUUAAUCAUUUUGUUGUUCAAAGGCUUUUUAUCCAGCUCUUGAAUUCAAGACUGCAUAGUGACAACCGAUAUUGAAAAACUUGAUCGCCUGGGAUCGCAAUUGAUUGAUUAGAAAGUACCAAAAGAUUGGAAAAUUAUUGUUUUUGGGUCACAGGAAAAGUAGUGUAUUGAAGUUUGAUUGGAUGAAAAGUGCUUUCUGCUGGGUAAUUGUUAUCAGGCUCUCUAAAUUAGAGUCUUCUGUUUGUAAUGCUUCAGAUUAACGUGUCAAAAAAUGACUGUCUCGCCUACCGUUAAUUAUAGGCUGAUGCUUGAAUUUAAUCACUCCCUUAUGGAUUCUCCAUAAUUAAGGCACCUUUUAGCAAAUAAUGCAAGUAGAUAUCAAAAGUUCAGGGAGACAUCAUCUUGGUGUAAGCGGAUUAAUUAUGCAUACUUUUCUCAAGAAAAAAAUUAUGAUUCCUUCGACUAUGAAGAAAAAGAAGAAUUGGCGUCAUCCUGGCGUAGUCUAUUUAUCUUGAAUGUGGCUUUUUGUGAAGAGUUGAUUAUUCAGACAGUGGUGAUUAGAAGCGAAAAAAAUUGAUGCCAAAAUAAUACUAUGGAGGGGUUCUGAGUUUGCUAACUUAACGGGUAGAAUACUAACUAAUUUCUGAAAGAAACUUUGUAAUCAGAAAGUGGUACCAUGAAGAUGUAAAUAUAGGUUUGUGGAGGUUUGUUGGUGAUUCCUUGAACUUGAGUCAUAUUAUGCCACUUGAUUUUCUCUGAAUUAGGUAUUUGACUUGGUAAUUUUUGUUGCUUGUGUAUUUCCAUUCUUAAUUUAUUUUCCAUCCAUCCAAUUAUUUUAUCUAUUUUUUAUUAUGUUGCCAUUUCAGAUUUUGGAAAUGAACCCAGAAGAGGAAGCAGAAGAGGAUGGCGCUAAUGUAGAUUUAGAUUCACAGAGGAAAGGAAAAUGCGUUGUGUUGAAAACUUCCACGCGCCAAGUAAUUGAACCUUCUUCAUUUCUUCGCAUGAUCUUGGAACAGAAGCUUUUAUCUUUUCCAUUCUGGUGUUGGUUAGAAUUUUUUUCGCCUUUAUGAGACUGACUCUUACUUCUACACUUUUACCUUUAUCGGACUAGGCAUUGGACAUGGGUGAAAUGUAGAUGACUCUAUAGCAUGCUAAAUUUGUUAAGGCAUAGUAUGAUCAGAGCUGUGAUGACUGGUUUCUUUCCUUGAUUUCUUUUUAGGAAUAAUUCCAUGUCUCAUUAUCCUACACCAUCCUAAAGUUUCUCACUUUCCCAAAGACAAGUCAUUUCCCUCUUUAAAAAAUGAGGAAACAUUGUAAUUAGCUUGCAUUUUCAGUUUGGAAAAUUUAUGUUUCUUUUUCUAAGAUAAUAAACCCCCUCAAACGCAUGCUUCCUUUUAUUUUUCGUUUUCACAUUUUUUUGCUCUUGAGCGAUAGUUUCUUUUCUUGUUUUUUCUAUUAUUACUUUUUCGCGUCAGACUAUUUUACGAAAUAUGUGAAAUGGAACUAGGAGGAUGUGUGUCAUACCUCAGGUUGGUCUGGUCAGCCUAACCUAGACUGACUUACUCUGUCCGGAUCAAAUUGAUUUUUAGCAGAUUCAUAUCUUUGUUCCAGAUGAGAUCUGAAGUGAUAGUGUAGAAUAGGAUCCAGUGUAAGGAUUGUACCAAAGAAGUAGAGUGAUGCCUCCAGUGAGUAUAUAUGAAGGUACGGAAGGAGAAUACAUACGGUAAGAAUAAUAGAUUUAAGUAAACACAUUCAGUAUGGUACGUUGAUCAAAUUUAAAGGAUCCUUGAGAUGCAAGAUAAGGGAUUCUUGAGUUGUGUUUUGAUCCUGGUUUGGCUGGUCUGGGUCAGAUUACACCAGUGGGAUCGUUUCUAGCAGUAUAGUCGAGCCAUCGGAUUUGUGGGUAACGCAGAAAACUUCGGAUUUGCAGAUGCAUCUAUCUCGACCGUGGUAAAUCCGCUAUGUUUUAGGAGAAUAUCUAGUGCACAAACAGAAGACUGGAAAUAUUGUUUAGUAGACUACAUGGUUUAAUCCCUUGGGGAGAAAGUUCCAACUAUAAAACUAGAGAAGGUACUGAAACUUGCUGACACUUUUUCACUACAGGUUGAGAGCACGGGUCUAGUGCGGUGGCAGGAACAGUUGGUGCAAUUUGGGACUCUGUAUAUCUUAGAAGUUGAUAAUACCACAUUUUCAUUAAGUGGCACAAUAAAUAAAGGGAUAGGAAGUAUAUGUACAAUCAUCUGUGAAAAGUCCCCAUGUACAAGAACAGUGGUCCACACUUGUAUGCAGACUAUUGUCCUCCUAGAUCUUGCAUCAUUGUUGGUGUCUCGGCUCAUCUUCUUUUAACGAUAUCUGAUCUAACCUGAUCCUUGCUGCAUUUGAAUGUUAUUAUUGACUGGGAGGAUGUUAUUUAGUCUAUCAGGCAAAUUUAAGUUUUUAUAAGUAUGUUGUAUAUUUUCAAUAUUGUAGAGUACUCUGUAAUUAUUGUAUAGGUCGUGUUAUUGGAAGGUAUAGUUCUAAGUCUUUUAGUAAUUUUUGUUCCUUCAGAAAGUCCCUUUCUCUUCAUUUGCUGUCAUUGGUUCUAAGUAUCUGCAAUUUGUAAUUAUUGUAUAUGUCCCUUUCUCUUAUGAGUUUUCUAUUCUUCUUGUCUUAAUCGCAGACAAUAUUUUUGCCUGUCAUUGGUCUUGUUGAUCCUGAUAAGCUGAAACCUGGUGAUUUAGUCGGGGUAAACAAAGACAGCUUCCUGAUUUUGGACACUCUUCCAUCAGAAUAUGAUUCACGUGUUAAGGCAAUGGAGGUUGAUGAAAAACCAACAGAAGAUUACAAUGACAUUGGUGGCCUAGAAAAGCAGGUGAUCGUAUUUUCCUUGUUCUCAUAGUCACAUUUAAAUUAUCUAGAGAAGCUUUUUUCUUCUACUCAUAGCUGAUCAUGUGACAUUACAUUAGUGUUUCUCGACAUAUUUAAUGCUUAACCUGUUACUUUGCAUCUGGUUUGUUAUGAAUUUGCAUAUUCAACUGACUCGCAUGAAGUUUGGCAUAACGCAUCAACACUCUUAAGUUGCAAAACUUGCUUAGUUUUUGAAAAGUGUGAAGGGUAGUCUCAGCACCACUCCUUUCUCCCAGACGGAAAAACAAGAAAAAUAAUGCACCUGAGAGAAUGACUUUCUUUUAAAUUUAAUUUUUUCUUCUGUUAAUUGUUGGUGAUCAAAAUUUAUUGAUAGGACUUUACGGAAAAAGCUUUUCCUCGAGUUCAGGUUUUAUGUACAUGGACCUUGGACUGUCUGUGAAUAAUUUUUCAUCCCCUCGUUUAUAGUGCAGUGUCCUUCCGUUCGUGCACAUUUUAUUCUGUUCAAUAUGCAAUUGCUAAUACUUUACAUUACAUUAAAUGUUACAUUCGAAUUUAAUGGUUGACCUUUCAUUGCAUUCGACUUAUUCUGCUUCUACUAAUUCUGUUGGUCUAUUCCAAGUUUGACAUGAAACAUGCAUUAUUACCACAUAUGUACACAUUCUGUUCUUGGCUUAUAGUCCUCUUCUGAGGUUUCUGAAUGCUGUAAGUUGUUCAAUAAGCGUUCAAUUAUUGGUAUCCACUUCCUUUCCAGUACAAAAGGUUACAAUGGAUGACGGAUCAUCAGAGUUUUGAUGUUGGAAUGUCCCCAGAAGAUGGAUUCACUGGAGGGUCGUACUAGGUAUUGAAAAUAAGGUCUCGCUACUGACUAUGUGAAUCUUUGUAUCCCCAAAGAAAUCCCAUGCAUUGAGAUAGCGAGUUGGAUCAUCAUCAAACACUGGAAUUGGUGCUCAAUCACUGAAACGUUUGCUUUUAGAUAUCUUCCAGUGCUUAUCAAUUCAAAAUCUCAGGGUUGUAGCUUGAUCCCCGGUCUUGGGACUUCCCAAGUCACGGAGUCUUUGAUAAAGUUGAAAAGAAAGUUCGCUAUCCAAUAACUUAACCAUUUCCCAAAUGCUUAUGGUUAGUAAGACAGGUGUCAGGUCUUCUCACCGUUUGAAUUUCCUCACCACAAUUGAGUUGUCCCAUAAAGAUGGACACAUAUGAGUGGCAAGCCUCUUCCCCUUUAAUUUAAGUUCAUUGCUUGUAGUCAUUCGUCCCAGAAGAAUAUAUCAUCACCUUCGGGUGAAUCCCUUUAUUCCGAAAAAAGAGUGACAUCAUUUAUAUUUCAUGUUUAGGAUUCGGUGCUAAUGUAAAAGAGUGCAUUUGAUGUGGAAGCCCUUUCACGUUCAUGUCGAUUCGGUUGUGUUAUGCGUGGACAAACCUUGUCAUAGUAUUGGAGGGAAAAUGAUUCAGUAGGCUGAAAGAUUCCUGUAUUGUAUGUUUAUUUCUUGAUUGGUUUCAUUGACCAGUAGAAAACCAUGCGGUAUGGAGGUUACAUACACCUAUUUAAGUGUCUCCUUUAUGCUUAUUUUUUAUAUAGUUGAGACUAAUAGAUUCUUUACUCUUUCCAAUUCCAACUUUCUCACUUUGGUAUGGUCACCAUCAUCAUAAAUUUUCUUUUUUGAAUGCCAUCUGCAAUAUGGUUUUAACUUGUCCUUAAAGUUUUUUAGUCCCCGUCUUUGCCAGAAGGGAAACCUCAUUUUAAUUUGAAUUUUUUCAGAUCCAAGAACUUGUGGAAGCCAUUGUCUUGCCCAUGACGCACAAAGACAGGUUUCAAAGAUUGGGAAUUCGUCCGCCUAAAGGUGUGCUUCUAUAUGGACCCCCUGGGACAGGGAAAACAUUAAUGGCGCGUGCAUGUGCAGCGCAGACAAAUGCUACGUUCUUGAAGCUUGCUGGUCCACAGCUUGUACAGGUUAGUACUCGUCCUGUAUUUCUUUCAAUCCCCUGCCUCUGCUAAAUUGACAACCUUCUAGGUGUUGUUAAGAAGUCCCGAAUCUGGACAAAUUUGUGUAUACUUAAUGCUCGGAUGGAAAAAUUAUGACAGCUCCAAUUAUUGACUGCUUUUAUUUACCUAUUGUCAUCUCUACAAUCGAAAGCAAUCUUCUUUUCCAUGAACACUGAGUGUAUUGAUGGAAGAGAGGGACACAUAUGACGUCUUGUGGUUUCGGUGGUAAUGUUAUCCUUAAUAAAAUCUUCUUUUCUUAAUCUCCCAGAAAUUUGAUAAGCUGUUUAAUGGAUCUAGUUAAGGAAUUGGAUUCCACUCGUCUUCUGUUCAUGAAAAGCUCAGGAUAUGCCUUGGAACCUGUUGGGGGCCGACUGGAAAUUUAGUGCUAACAUAGAUGUUGGUCCUUGCAUUCUGUUACCUUGGCCUGAAAAGCAUCUCACGCUCUUUACCAUGGUAGUGCAAUAGGGAGCAAGAAUGGUUUUUUUGUGGUUUUCUAUUUUGUAAAGGCGAACCUUAAUUAUGCAUAUUAGACUGUCAUUCAGGUACAACUGUGUCAGUGGUCUUGGUUUAGGCUGCAGUUCUCGUACCGUUUGUUGAAUGCACGCUGGAAAUGCACAUGAACUUUUUACUUCCUUUUGAUAUCUUGCACUCUCCACAGAAAAAAAAUAAAUCCUCUUUGCUUCUCCAUAUGCGCUCUCUGUGUCUAGUUUAUCUUUUCCACACAGAGGAGUUUCUACUUUUUUCUUCAUCGGUUUUAGGACUCUCUUGACAAAGAUUACACAAAAAUCAGCAUAAUUUUUGAGGGGAAGCUCAAUUUUGUAUGACAUGAGAUCCGGUCCGAGGGUUUGGUCAGAUCGGAGUGGACUUUUAGAAAAAGAUGUUUGAACCGUGAAAUGAGUGGAGCUUUUACUUGGCGAAGCCAAUGACUCAAAAAUGAAAAAGGACUGCCAUUUCAACGUCUAUGAUGACUAUAUCUUACCAUUUUUGGCACCAUAGCAAUCAACAUCUUCCAUUUCUUGGUAUUGCACGAUUAUCCUAAUCGCCUCCAUGGAAUUUGCCCAGAUGUUUAUUGGUGAUGGAGCAAAACUUGUCCGCGAUGCAUUUCAGCUUGCAAAGGAGAAGUCUCCUUGCAUAAUUUUUAUUGACGAGAUUGAUGCAAUCGGAACAAAACGGUUCGACAGGUAGGCCAUUUUUUUUUCCAUCCUUUAAAUGCUUUAUUGGGAAAUAUAGCCGCUGAAUGUUCUCGUGAUGAUUUCUAUCGUUUGACUGACGCAUCAGUUGACUAUCUCAUUUUCUGAUCAGCUUUAUCUCUUUUUUUUGUUUGAAUGGCAGUGAAGUGAGCGGAGACAGAGAGGUUCAACGAACGAUGUUGGAGCUGCUGAAUCAGCUGGAUGGAUUCAGCAGUGAUGAUAGUAUUAAGGUCAGCAUACCCUACCCCCCUUACUUUCUCUCAUCUCUUCCGUGUUUUGUGGGGAUCGAUAGACUUCACAGUUCUCCCUUGACCUUGUGCGGAGAACGGUUGACUUACCUGUUCUGGGUUGUGUGGGGAUCGGUUUCAGGUCAUUGCGGCCACUAACAGGGCCGACAUCUUGGACCCCGCCCUGAUGCGUUCUGGUCGUCUCGACCGCAAGAUCGAGUUCCCCCACCCAUCUGAAGAAGCCAGGGCCCGGAUUCUGCAGGUGCUUCUUCUGUAAAGCCCUUUCUCUCUCUUUCACUCUCUCCGUUGACUGGCUCCGUCUCUCACCUCUCCCUCUUCGGUCGGCAGAUCCACUCGAGGAAGAUGAACGUCAACCCCGACGUGAAUUUCGAGGAGCUCGCCCGGUCAACGGACGACUUCAACGGGGCACAGCUGAAAGCCGUCUGCGUGGAGGCGGGCAUGCUGGCCCUCCGUCGCGACGCCACGGAAGUCAGCACCCCCACCUCUCUCCUAUCUCUCCUCUACUGUCAGCGUUGACUUUCUGUGGACUGACGCGGCUCCACCCUUCUGUGACAGGUGACGCACGAGGACUUCAACGAGGGGAUCAUCCAGGUGCAGGCGAAGAAGAAGGCCAGCCUGAACUACUACGCUUAA
Messenger RNA from Spirodela intermedia, 7864 nucleotides. The record is from the annotation of a GenBank genome assembly. NCBI's taxonomy places the organism in Eukaryota, Viridiplantae, Streptophyta, Magnoliopsida, Alismatales, Araceae.